AUGUCCACAUUAAGUGAUUCUGGCUUCGAAGAGGACUUUCAAAGCCCUUCUCCAUCUAACUUCUUUACAAUUCCAUGGUCAGUAAAUCUUAAUAACAGACUCAUAGCUGACCACCAUGAGGUCAUUUACGACGAGAGCUGUUUCAUAAUUCAGAAAAACAACGAGGAGGAAUUUCUUGCUCUUAAUUGUUUGGCUCGUCAACCGCAGAUUACUGCAGAGGCCCGCUGCAAACUAGUAAGCUGGCUUAUAGCUGUUUAUAAACACUUCAAACUGUCGUUUGAAUCCUGUUGCUUGGCUGUCAAUAUCAUGGACCGAUUUUUGGUCACGACGUCAGUGGCCGCGGACUGCUUCCAGUUGCUCGGCGUAACGUCUUUACUGAUUGCGACAAAACACGUUGAAGUGUGCUCUCCUCGCAUCAAGCAGCUUCUCUCACUCUGCUGCAAUGCCUUCUCCAAAGAGCAACUCUGCAAUCUUGAAUGCCUUAUUCUUCUCCGACUCAACUUCAGGUUGGCUGCACCCACUCUCGCUUUCUUCCUCGAUUACUUAGUCAGUCAGGAGUUAUCCUGGCACAGAGUUGGUGGAAAGGAUGAUAACUUCACUGAUUUGUAUGAGGUCAAAAAUGACGAUGACUGGACAGCCACUGAAGAAGACCAGCUCUCCAGAGUGGAAAAGUAUAAAUAUUUUGCUUGCAAAAUCUGUGAACUGAGUCUGGCAGACUAUGCUUUCAACAAAUACCAGCCAUCUGUGAUUGUGCAGAGUGCUAUAAUACUGGCAAAGGACCAUUUCAGAAAGCCAGCCUCAUUCAAACACACGAGCUCAUCAGAGAUGGCAGAUUUACUCUGUACUGCAGACCACAACUCCAUAAAUUAUUCUUUAAUUCAGCAGUGCACAGAAGAUCUUAGGUUGUUGGUGUCACUCAAUCUAGAGUCACUUCAAGACUUAAAAGCACUCUGA
Molecule: messenger RNA, 954 nt
Organism: Electrophorus electricus (electric eel)
Lineage: Eukaryota; Metazoa; Chordata; Actinopteri; Gymnotiformes; Gymnotidae
Gene: ccno
Product: cyclin O
Source: RefSeq, a predicted model, not a curated record